AGCAAAGAUCUCCAGAACUCUCUAGCAUGCUCUUACAUAACACGCCUCUUCUACAUAUUCCUAUGCCACUCUCGAACCUUCUCAAUUCAUCCCCAAAUAACCUAUUUAUACCACCACAAUCCAAUUCAAACCCAUCUCAGAUUUGCAUAUCAUAAGCAUUCAAAGCAUAAGCACUCAAUCAAAAGCUCUCUUUGAAUCCAUUCUUUCUCUAUACUUCAAUUAGAUUUUGAGAACCCAGUUGGUUUUUGUCUGUGAUUUCAAGCUUCAUCAAUGGCUGCUAAAACGGAAGGCAAGGCCAUCGGAAUUGAUUUGGGCACAACUUACAGCUGCGUCGGCGUAUGGCAAAACGACCGUGUGGAGAUUAUCGCCAACGACCAGGGCAACCGGACCACUCCGUCCUACGUUGCCUUCACUGACACAGAGCGGCUCAUCGGCGACGCAGCCAAGAACCAAGUAGCUAUGAACCCUUCAAACACAGUGUUCGACGCCAAGCGACUCAUCGGUCGUCGCUUCUCCGAUCCCACUGUCCAGAGCGACAUGAAGCUCUGGCCAUUCAAGGUCAUACCGGGUCCCGGAGACAAGCCAAUGAUUGUGGUGAACUACAAAGGCGAAGAGAAAAAGUUCUCGGCCGAAGAGAUCUCGUCCAUGGUGUUGAUCAAAAUGAAGGAAAUUGCUGAAGCGUUUUUGGGUCAUACGGUGAAGAAUGCGGUGGUCACUGUGCCGGCGUAUUUCAAUGAUUCGCAGAGGCAGGCGACGAAGGACGCCGGAGCGAUUGCGGGGCUGAAUGUGAUGAGGAUCAUCAACGAACCCACCGCGGCGGCGAUCGCGUACGGGUUGGACAAGAAGGCGGCGCGAAAGGGUGAGCAAAACGUGCUCAUUUUCGACCUUGGAGGUGGCACAUUUGAUGUGUCCCUUUUGACUAUUGAAGAAGGGAUUUUUGAAGUUAAGGCCACUGCUGGUGAUACGCAUUUGGGCGGUGAAGAUUUCGACAAUCGGCUCGUGAAUCACUUUGUUUCAGAGUUCAGGAGGAAGCACAAGAAGGACAUUAGUGGCAAUGCCAGGGCUUUGAGGAGGCUGAGGACGGCUUGCGAGAGGGCGAAGAGGACUCUGUCAUCGACCACUCAAACAACCAUAGAAAUUGAUUCUUUGUAUGAAGGAAUCGAUUUCUAUGCCACCAUUACAAGGGCGAGGUUUGAGGAAUUGAAUAUGGAUUUGUUCAGGAAAUGUAUGGAGCCUGUGGAGAAGUGUCUUCGUGAUUCCAAGAUUGACAAGAGUCAGGUUCAUGAAGUGGUUCUUGUUGGUGGGUCGACUAGAAUUCCCAAAGUUCAGCAACUAUUGCAGGACUUCUUCAACGGGAAGGAGCUCUGCAAGAGUAUUAACCCCGACGAGGCUGUUGCUUACGGUGCGGCGGUUCAGGCGGCGAUUCUGACUGGUGAAGGGGACCAGAAGGUGCAGGACCUGUUGCUGCUCGAUGUCACGCCUCUCAGUCUCGGGCUCGAAACAGCUGGUGGUGUCAUGACUACAUUGAUUCCGAGGAACACAACAAUUCCAACCAAGAAAGAGCAGAUCUUUUCUACCUACUCUGAUAAUCAGCCUGGUGUGCUCAUUCAGGUCUAUGAAGGAGAAAGAGCUCGAACCAAAGAUAACAAUCUUCUCGGGAAAUUCGAGCUCGCAGGAAUUCCUCCUGCGCCGAGAGGUGUUCCACAAAUCAAUGUGUGCUUUGACAUCGAUGCCAAUGGCAUAUUGAAUGUAUCAGCAGAGGACAAGACUGCUGGUGUGAAGAACAAAAUUACUAUCACCAAUGAUAAGGGAAGGUUGAGCAAAGAAGAAAUUGAGAAGAUGGUGAAUGAUGCUGAGAGGUACAAAGCAGAGGAUGAGGAGGUGAAGAAGAAGGUGGACGCAAAGAACUCGCUAGAGAAUUAUGCAUAUAACAUGAGGAAUACUGUGAAAGAUGAGAAGUUCGCUUCCAAAUUGGAUGCGAGUGAGAAGCAGAAGAUCGAGAAGGCGGUGGAGGAGGCCAUAGAGUGGCUGGAGAAGAAUCAGCUGGCUGAGGUUGAUGAGUUGGAGGACAAGCAGAAGGAGUUGGAGGGGUUGUGCAAUCCAAUUAUUGCUAAGAUGUAUCAGGGCGGUGGCGGCGAGGUGCCGAUGGGUGGCGCUGAGAUGCCCGGUGGUGGUUUUGGUGGGUCUGGCAGUGGUGCUGGGCCAAAGAUUGAAGAGGUUGAUUAAAUGAGUUGAAGAAUGAAGAAGGGUUUUAGAAGUAAAGUAGUAAGGGUCUCUGUUUUGGCUGUUUGUUGGGUAGGUUUUGUUUAUAGGGCGAGGGGUCUGUUGGGUUUUAAGUCAAGUUGUGGAGUCAGUUUCUAAGUAAUGUAUCUGAACAAUGUAAUCAAGUUAAAGGGUGUUCUGAAUAAAGUUGUUUUUAGAUACAAAUUUAUUUGCAGUUGUAUGUGAUGUUCGGGUAAUUUAUCAAUUAUCACUCUAAAUUCCAAUAAGGUGAUUUGAGGUGAGAUGGUUCCACCUUUCUUCUUGAUC
Molecule: messenger RNA, 2529 nt
Organism: Cornus florida
Lineage: Eukaryota; Viridiplantae; Streptophyta; Magnoliopsida; Cornales; Cornaceae
Product: heat shock 70 kDa protein
Exons: 1
Coding region: 271-2226 (651 amino acids)
Biological process (GO): cellular response to unfolded protein; protein refolding
Cellular component (GO): cytoplasm
Molecular function (GO): ATP-dependent protein folding chaperone; ATP binding; misfolded protein binding
Source: RefSeq, a predicted model, not a curated record